Messenger RNA from Puccinia graminis f. sp. tritici CRL 75-36-700-3, 517 nucleotides. RefSeq lists its product as uncharacterized. Bases 203 to 490 code for a protein of 95 amino acids. The record is from RefSeq and is a predicted model, not a curated record. The transcript has a single exon. NCBI's taxonomy places the organism in Eukaryota, Fungi, Basidiomycota, Pucciniomycetes, Pucciniales, Pucciniaceae.
UUAACAAUUCUUAGACAAGACUGCGGCUUCUCCAAAAUGCAUAUCACAUGUAUCUUCAAAAUCCUCAAGAACAAAACUGGAAGAAUAAAUCAUUAGAAUAGACAAAAACAGUGCGCUCUAACAUAUCUUGGGCAACAAUGGGGAUCACAAACAAAUCAAAAAUGUUUUAGCCUUUUGUUAACAAGAAUUCCACAUCUCCAAAAUGCAUAUCAGUCUUCUCCUCAAAAUCCUCAUGAACUACACAAUCAGCAACUCUGGUGACUUUGGCUGCAAUUUGCAUAGACAUACCAAGCCUAGCAAAUGGGCUACGGCCUCGAGGGGGAAGAGUUCCGUGGAUAUAGUCUCUUUGUCGAAAGGUGGCCAGGCACAUCAUAUCCGGCUGAAACUUGAUACCAAAGCCGCAUUCAGGGAAAAUGAAGUGCCCAUCCUUGACAUUGUAACCGUCUACCUUGAAGGCAAGGUCUCCUGUCCUUUUAAACGUAGGAAUUGAUAGAAGAAAAGCAAAAGGUAGGGAUGG